Molecule: messenger RNA, 1710 nt
Organism: Acanthosepion pharaonis
Lineage: Eukaryota; Metazoa; Mollusca; Cephalopoda; Sepiida; Sepiidae
Source: the annotation of a GenBank genome assembly
AUGCCUCUCCUUUUUUCUUUUAGAUCUACUCACACUUUUCCUCGUUCUCUGCUCCUUUUUUUAGAUUUUCACCAACCAUUGCCCAUUUUAUCUCUUUAUAUCUACAUAUUUUUCUUCAUCUUCUCCCACCAUUCCUCUGACCUCUUUUCACCCUUUUCCUCGUCCUCUCAUCCUUUUUAUUUAGAUUCCCUCCCACAAUUUCUUUCUCCUCCGUUUACCUCUAUAGAUCUUCUCACACUUUUCCUCGUUCUUUUUUUAUUUAGAUUUUCUCCCACCAUUCCUCCUUCCUUCUUUUAUCUCUAUAGAUCUACUCACACUUUUCCUUAUAUUUUCACCCUUUUCCUCGUCCUCUCAUCCUUUUUAUUUAGAUUCCCUCCCACAAUUUCUUUCUACUCCAUCUACUCACACUUUUCCUUGUUCUCUCCUGCUGUUUAUUUAGAUCUUCUCCUACCAUUUCUUCUUCUUCCUUUUAUCUCUUUAGAUCUACUCACACUUUUCCUCACCCUCUCCUUUUAUUUAGAUGUUCUCUCUCCGUUUCUCCCUCUUCCUUUUACCUUUUUAGAUCUACUCACACUUUUCUUCAUUCACUCUUUUUAUUCAGAUCUUCUCCCUCCAUUUCUCACUCCUCCUUUUACCUUUUUAGAUCUACUCACACUUUUCCUCAUUGUCUCCUUUUAUUUAGAUGUCUUCUCUAUUUCUCACUCCUCCUUUUCCUUUUUUAGAUCAACUCACACUUGUCAUUCUUUUCAUUUUUUUCAGAACUUCUACCUCCAUUUCUUCCUCUUCCUUUUACCUUUUCAGAUCUACUCACACUUCUCCUCGUUCACUCUUUCUUUUUCUUUAGAUCUUCUCCCUCAAUAUGUCACACCUCCUUUUACCUCCUUAGAUCUACUCAUACUCUUCCUAUUCCUACCGAUAUUUAUAUCUCCUCCCAUCAUUCCACCUUUCGUACCUUCUCUUACUGCUCCUCCUCCCGUUUUACUCUCUUUAGAUCUAACAUUUUUCCUCCUUCUCUCCUCCUUUUUAUUUAAGUCUUCACCCAUCAUUCCUCCUCCUUCCUUGUAUCACUCUCGAAAUUUCUCUCAGCGUUCCUCCUCACGAUUUCUGUAUUGUGAUGAGCACACACUUUUCCCCUUUCUCUCCUUCCCUGUAUCUAGAUUAUCUCUCCCUAUUCCUCCUUGCGUUUUUCUCUAUUUACAUCUAAUGACACUUUUCCUCAUUCUCUUCUUCCCUUUAUUUAGGUCUUCUCUCACCAUCCCUCUUCUUUUCGUUUUUCUCUCAUUCGCCCUACUCACAUUUUUUGUCCUCGUCUUAUCUCUCCCUUCUUUACAUCUAGAUUUUUUCUCAUUUAUUCACACUUUUCUUUAUUCUCUCUUUCCCUCUAUCUAUAUUCUCACUUUUCUUCCGCCACCAGUUUUUCUCUCUUUAGAUCUACUACCACUUUUCCUCGUUCUCUCCUUUCCUCUGUUUAGAUAUUUUCUCUCACUGUUCCUCCUUCUUCCGUUUUUCUUUCUUUACAUCUACUCACACUUUUCUCUUUUCUCUGUAUUUAAAUCUUCUCUCACCGUUCCUCCUCCUCCUACAAGAUCUCUUUUCUUUGACCUGUUCCCUCUGUUUUCUCCUCUUUCUUCUUGCUUUAUUUCUUACUCUUUCUUCCUCUUUCGUCUUUUUGUCAUUUGUUAUAUCAGUCUUCAGGACAAUUGGUAUUAA